AUGUCUCACGAUCAGGCCCCCCAGAUCUGGACGCGAGCGAUCAGUCAGUAUGGACAGAUUACGGAGAAGGCCCUGGACCUGGCGUCACUGCGGGAAUUAUGGACGGUGGGAGACCUCCUAGGAACCAUCGAAACGGAGAAUAAGUCCUUCCUCAGAGGAUGUUUAUAUGGGUAG
This is a messenger RNA of Aspergillus fischeri NRRL 181, 174 nucleotides long. RefSeq lists its product as uncharacterized. The record is from RefSeq and is a predicted model, not a curated record. The transcript is spliced from 2 exons. Lineage: Eukaryota; Fungi; Ascomycota; Eurotiomycetes; Eurotiales; Aspergillaceae. The coding region runs from base 1 to 174 and encodes 57 amino acids.